AUGGAUAAGUAUGAAGAUCCAAAAAGAGUAUACACACCAAAGGAUAUAGCAUCAGAUAUGAGGAAACAACAUGGUUUAACAAUGACUUACAUGCAAGCUUAUAGAGCCAAGGAAAAGGCAUUAAACAUGUUGCGAGGGGAUCUAACUGAAUCAUACAAUAAGUUACCGAGCUACUUUUACAUCCUGGAAAAGACAUAUUCGAGCUCAGUUGUUAGUUUGGAAAAAACAGCAGGAGACCGUUUCUUGUAUGCAUUUGUAGCAUUGGAACCUUGUAUUAGAGGAUGGGAGUAUUGUAGGCCUAUAGUAGUUGUUGACGACACCCAUCUAAAAUCAACUUACGAAGGAACUAUGCUAAUAGCAAGCACACUAGAUCCUGGAGGUAGUAUACUGCCAUCAGCAUAUGCAAUAGUUGAUUCAGAGAAUGAUGCAUCUUGGACAUGGUUCUUUGAGAGAUUUAGGAUAGCUUUUGGUGAAAGGGAGAAUAUGUGCAUUGUAUCAGAUAGACAUGAUAGUAUAUGGAAAGCUUCAACAUUAGUAUAUCCCGGGCUGACUCAAUAUGCAUGUAUUUGGCAUUUGUGGAAUAAUUUACUUAAGAAAUGCAGGGGAAAUAAAGAACAGGUCAGGAAACUAUACUUUGCAUUAGCUAAGGCAUACACUCUUCAAGAAUUUAGUGAACUCAUGGGAAGGCUGGACACAAUAGAUAAGAAGUUGGGUGUAUACUUAUUUGUUAGUGGGUAUCAUAAAUGGUCUCGGGUACAUGCAACAGUGAAGAGAACAUGGACGUUGACUUCAAACAUCGCUGAAUCUAUAAACAACAGCAUUGCCAAAGGUAGAGAAUUUCCAGUCUGUAAGCUAAUGGAUUACAUGAGACAAUUGAUUGAAACUUGGAAUGAAAAACACAGUGAAGAAGGGAGAAAUACAUUCACUGAUCUUACUAAUGAGUACAAUAAAGCUUAUGAGGAUAACAAGGAAUUAUCACACCGUAUGACUAGAUUUAGUGUGUGUCUUCGAAGUAAGAUUUAUAGUUGUGGAAGGUUUCAACUUGAUGAGAUACCAUGUGUACAUGCUUUGGCUGCUAUAAUGUACAGGCACCAAAAUGGAGAGGACUACUGCUCUGCCUACUACAACAAUAAAAAUUUCAAAGAUACAUAUGCCAUACCAGUGGAACCUCUUCCAUGCGAGAGUACAUGGGAGAUACCAUUUGAUGUGUUGGAACAAAUUGUUUUACCACCAGAUUCUAAAAGACCUCCAGGGAGACCAUCGUUGAAGAGAAUGAAACCAUUUUAUGAGGUGAAAUUUAAGAGGGCAAAGAUGACAUGUAGCAAGUGUGGCAUAGAGGGGCACAACAAGAAGACAUGUAGCAAUUUUCCCAAAUGA
This is a messenger RNA of Lycium barbarum (goji berry), 1377 nucleotides long. RefSeq lists its product as uncharacterized. NCBI's taxonomy places the organism in Eukaryota, Viridiplantae, Streptophyta, Magnoliopsida, Solanales, Solanaceae. Gene Ontology annotation, molecular function: zinc ion binding. The transcript is spliced from 3 exons. The coding region runs from base 1 to 1377 and encodes 458 amino acids. The record is from RefSeq and is a predicted model, not a curated record.